Messenger RNA from Acanthopagrus latus (yellowfin seabream), 1815 nucleotides. RefSeq lists its product as uncharacterized. The transcript is spliced from 6 exons. NCBI's taxonomy places the organism in Eukaryota, Metazoa, Chordata, Actinopteri, Spariformes, Sparidae. The record is from RefSeq and is a predicted model, not a curated record. The coding region runs from base 48 to 1256 and encodes 402 amino acids.
AAAGGAGGGCAGAUACAUGUCUAUACAUGGGUGGAGAAUGCAGGUAGAUGCUCUGUUCUGAGGUGGAGCUGCUGAGGGGCAGUCAGAGAAGAGACAGCUGGGACAAAUUGUACACGGCGCUGUUGGAGGAGACCAAUCAUCCCGCCAUGGAAACAAAGACAGAAAAUCAACGGCCCGAAAACAACAACAAUGGCCAGCUGAUUUCUGUGCCUCGCAAGGACACCAUCCGCCUGCUGGAGGUGUACGUGAAGCGCAGCCUCAGCUUAAAUGAUGGGGCCCUCGGAAAUAAGAAGGGGAGGAAAGAUAAGUGGGUGACGAUGCCAAACAGGCAAAGGCGACAUUCCAGCGACCCUUCCAUCCACUUGAUGGAAAUAAAGGGAUCAGACGACGAAGUUGGUCCAUUUUCUGCAGUCGAACCUCCGGCAAAUGUGCCUGAUACGCUUCACGAAGAGAAACCCCCGAGCCCCCAAGAGAAACCCUCCAAGAAACCAAAGAACAAGAAGCCAUCGUUCUGGAAAAACUUUGUUGGCUUUUUCUCGCGGAAGAGUAGCGAGGAGAAAGAUGAAGAUGAGGACAGUCGGCCAGAGAUACCCGAGAUGGCCAGAUCAGAGGAGACGCUCUCUGACGUGGUGACCAGCUGCCUGCCAGCAGCGACGGUCACUUCACACAAAAAAAAGUCCAUGAGAAGAAAAUCCAUCAAGAGGAGAUUAUCCAAAAGGGGGCGUUCGACGACAAAACAAAAUAAAUCUGUCAAAGAUCUCAACAUUGCUGACAUCUCCAGAGUUGAAGCAGUCGUGAGUGUGGAAGCGACGUAUUCCUACUACGAGAAGGUGUCACAGGAACUGGAGAGGAUCGUUCACCAAGUAAAAGAGGAAGCUGAGCAGCUCACUGACGAGCAAAUCAUCAACAGGAUCAUUGAGCUGACGAAGGAGCAGGGCGACGCCAUCGAAGACAAGCUGAAAGAUAACCCCACCCUGAGCGGCUUCUUCCAGCGGAUGACCUACUCUUCCUUUCAGAAGUUGGCCGAUGCAUAUCUGGAGAAGGAAGCGAUGGCGACCCACAAUCCUCCCACCAUCCCACAUACGGCGCCUGAGCUCAUCAAGUUGGCCUUUACAUACGACUUUACAGCCAAGGUAGCCCGUCUCUCCAGACAGAACGUAGGUCACAUCACUGGCCUGGGGAACCGUUAUCUAGAGGACCGAUUUGAAUACAAACAGGUCUGUUCAGACCAUCCAGUGUCUGACAGUGACAGCUGAGGGGCACAAACACGCAGAAACCAAACCAAAGCUGCAAGUGAAACAUUUACUGUUCAACUUCUCUCUGGAUGUGCUGCACGCCUGAAUUCUCCUUCAGCACGAUGGACUACUUAAAAGUGACUUUAAACUGGCAGCUGACAAAUCGUGGCCAUUUUCGUUUGAUUUUAACUCCUCUGUGAUGAAAAAUUCUGCAACAGCAUGUUUGCAGGAGAACGAGUUGAGCGGCAUCGGAAGGUUUGCCUGAGCGUUUUAAGCUCCGUCUUCAAACCCAUGGCUGCAUCAGCUGAUUGUAGAAGUGACACUACUGUAUAAAUGUGACGCUCUUGAUUCCUGCACAUUGAUUUCUGAUGGUGGAAGAGGAGCAUCACAAUCAUGUUGAUUUAUAUAAGCUUGACAACUAUGUGCAAUUUUAGUUUUUUUUUAAAAAUUGUUUUACAUUUCUAGGAUUUUAAAAGGAGCGUUUUUAGUGAAACUGUGACAUUGUUUCUGUUUGUUGAUGUGAAUGCAGGCAUUCACACUCCACACUGAAAUAAAUAGAUUUUUAAUUUAUUAAUGCUGA